Molecule: messenger RNA, 1280 nt
Organism: Nicotiana attenuata
Lineage: Eukaryota; Viridiplantae; Streptophyta; Magnoliopsida; Solanales; Solanaceae
Product: very-long-chain 3-oxoacyl-CoA reductase-like protein At1g24470
Exons: 4
Coding region: 174-1136 (320 amino acids)
Cellular component (GO): endoplasmic reticulum
Molecular function (GO): ketoreductase activity
Source: RefSeq, a predicted model, not a curated record
UACCUAACAUAAUAAUUUGCCCAUGGCCCUUUCGUGCUUGUUUUCUGUUGUAAAAAAUAAAUUGAAGUCUAAAUAAAAGCAAUAAAUGUUUGAUAAGGUAACACACUCAAAAAGCAUAUAGGACAUAGCAAUUUGAGAAACAUUCCGAUCUUCUUCUCCAACUACUCAAGAAGAUGCUUUCAACUGCCAUGGAUCACCUCAAAUCUCAACCUUUCUUAGUUCUUCUUCUCUCCUUUAUUGGAUUCAUCUCCUUCUUCAAAAACUCCUUUAUUUUUCUCAAAUGGAUCUUCAUCACAUUUUUCAGAAAUUCAAAGAAUCUUAAAUCUUAUGGCUCAUGGGCACUCAUCACUGGCUCAACUGAUGGAAUUGGAAAAGCUUUUGCUUUUCAACUGGCCCAAAAAGACAAUCUUAACCUAAUAUUAGUAGCUAGAAAUUUAAGCAAACUACAACAAGUCUCUGCUGAAAUCAAAGCUCAAAAUCCAAAUACCCAAAUCAAGAUUGUUGUUCUAGACUUCUCUGGUGAUCUUUCUACAGGAAUUCAAAAAAUGAAAAAGGCCGUUGAACGGUUAGAUAUUGGUGUUUUAAUUAACAACGUUGGUGUUACAUAUCCAGGAGCCAUGUUUUUUCAUGAGGUGGAUGAGAACAUAUGGAAAAAUAUAGUGAAAGUGAACUUGGAAGGUGCUACUCUGGUGACAAUGGCAGUGUUACCAGGAAUGAUACGUAGAAGAAAGGGUGCUAUCGUGAAUAUGGGUUCUGGUGCUUCAAUAGUUGUACCUUCUCACCCUCUUUUUGCUAUCUAUGCUGCAACUAAAGCGUAUAUCGAUCAGUUGUCGAGAUGUUUGUACGUGGAAUACGAACACCACGGUAUAGAUGUUCAGUGUCAGGUACCAUUAUAUGUUAAAACGAAGAUGACUUCAAGAGUUGCAAGCAUAGAGAGAUCUACAUUGUUCAGUCCAUCAGCGGAAAAGUAUGCGAAAGCAGCUGUUGGACAAAUAGGAUAUGGAGGAAGGAGAAUGCCUUACUGGCCACAUUCACUUCAAUGGUGGUUUGCUUCUUUGUUGCCUGAACCUCUUCUUGAUGCCUGGCGCCUCUCCAUCGGCCUCAGCAGGAGGAAUGAUAAGCACAAUAUUUACUAAGCUUUCAUAAUUGUUUACAGCGUAAUUUCAUUAGCUUCGUUUUAUACUGUAUAAAUUUUUUACACCAAUAUGUCAAGUAUGAUAUGUUUGAUCAAAAAUACAGAUCUCGGUUCAACCAAUUAGAUUUAAAUAAAGAAGAGUUAA